Electrophorus electricus (electric eel) is the source of this 1704-nucleotide messenger RNA. It is a transcript of the gene has1, whose product is annotated as hyaluronan synthase 1. Gene Ontology annotation, biological process: hyaluronan biosynthetic process; extracellular matrix assembly; polysaccharide biosynthetic process. The record is from RefSeq and is a predicted model, not a curated record. Lineage: Eukaryota; Metazoa; Chordata; Actinopteri; Gymnotiformes; Gymnotidae. Gene Ontology annotation, cellular component: plasma membrane. Gene Ontology annotation, molecular function: hyaluronan synthase activity.
AUGGAAAUUAAACCACUGUUAAAGAGGCUUGGCUCUGUGGUGCGCAUUGUCUUUACUUUCCUCUUUGCCCUGCUGGUACUUGGAGUGGUAAUGUGGGCUUACAUUGAUGGAUUCCAGAUUGUCUCAUCCCAGUAUAGCAUCGUCUCCUUUGGCUUUUAUGGUGUUCUGCUUAGUCUCCAUGUGCUGUGCCAGAGUCUUUUUGCCUUCAUCGAGCACCGUCGGAUGCGUGCUCAACGCAAAACUUGCUCCUAUACCAAGACCAUUGGCUUCACUAUUUCUGCCUACCAGGAACACCCUGUUUAUCUGCGGGAGUGCUUGCAGUCAGUGAACAUGCUCAAAUAUCCAUCCAACCUGCUUCGUAUUGUCAUGGUGGUGGAUGGGAACUCAGAAGAUGACCAAUACAUGAUGGAAAUGUUCAAGGAGAUUUUUGCAGACCAGGAUCCUGGCUGCUAUGUGUGGCAAAACAAUUACCACACAUGGGAUCCAAACGUGCAGCACAAUGCAGCUGGAGAUGCUGGAUUGAGACUUGAGGUAGACCCCCAGCGCCUUGAUGUGGAGGAGCUAAUCCGAACAAAGAGGUGUGUUUGUAUAAUGCAAAAGUGGGGAGGAAAGAGAGAAGUGAUGUACACUGCCUUCAAAGCACUGGGCUCCUCAGUGGACUAUAUACAGGUGUGUGACUCGGACACUAAAUUGGACCCCUUAGCAACGGUGGAGCUGUGUAAGGUCCUUGAGAGUAACCCCAAAUAUGGUGCCGUGGGUGGAGAUGUGAUGAUCCUCAACCUGAAUGACUCCUACAUCAGCUUCUUGAGCAGCUUGCGGUACUGGAUGGCCUUCAACAUCGAGCGGUCCUGCCAGUCCUUUUUUGACUGUGUUUCUUGUAUCAGCGGCCCCUUAGGUCUGUACAGGAAUGAUCUCUUGCAGCAGUUUCUGGAAUCUUGGUACAACCAGACAUUUCUUGGCACACACUGUACCUUCGGGGAUGAUCGACAUCUCACUAAUCGCAUGCUGAGCAUGGGUUAUUCUACCAAGUACACAGCUCGCUCUAAGUGCUAUUCAGAGACACCAGCCCAGUUUCUGAGGUGGCUAAACCAACAGACACGCUGGACCAAGUCAUAUUUUCGCGAGUGGCUGUUUAAUACUAUGUGGUGGCACAAGCAUCACCUCUGGAUGACAUAUGAAUCCAUUGUGUCUGGAAUUUUUCCCUUCUUUGUCACAGCCACCAUCAUCCGAGUAUUUUGGGUAGGCACGCUGUGGGACAUCCUCUGGGUCCUUUGCUGUAUUCAGCUGAUUGGGCUGAUCAAGGCAGCCUAUGCUUGUGGCCUGAGACAAAGCCUAGCGAUGGUUUUCAUGUCCGUCUACUCUGUACUUUACAUGACAAGUCUUCUGCCAGCCAAAUAUUUUGCCAUUCUCACCAUGAACAAAAGCAGCUGGGGCACUUCAGGGCGCCGGCAGAUGGUUGGCAAUUAUAUCCCCUUGCUGCCCCUGUCGAUAUGGGCAGCCAUCUUGUUGGGAGGCUUGGCCUAUACAAUCUUCAGGGAAAGCCAGCUGGACUGGACCACAGAUGCAAAAAGGGAGGAGAUCAAGUUUUUGGUCUAUGGCGCUAUAGUGUAUGUCAGCUACUGGCUUGUAAUGUUCUUCCUCUACUGGGUAUGGUUUCGUACACUGUGCCGAAAACGUUCGCAGAGUUAUGAAGUGAGUGUAUAA